GAGUUGGGAGGCAGAAGGUAUUUAAAGAGCCGCCUCGAGGCCCCCACAGGUUCAGUCGGGUCUCCCCCCGGGGGAAAGAUGAGGGCGCGCGAGUGGUAGAGCGACACGCGGGUCAAAGAAAGAUGCCCUCCGAUUUUCUCAGUCCUUUCUUGGAGCUGGAUGAUGCUCUUUGCAAGACAUUUCUGAGCCUGAACCUGAAUGAGGAUGGCAGCCCAGACGCCAAGAGCCUCCCUGGAUUCCAGCGCACCUACUCAGCUUGCCCCAUCGCGCUCUCUGCUUCCGGUGGAGGCAGUUCUGAACACCUGGGCGAUGCCGUUGCCCCCCAUGCUGCUGCCAGCCAGGCUGACCCAGCAUGGCCCCUCCAGCGGCAAUGGUGCCGGGACUCUGAACUGCCCCGCACCAGCCUGCAGCACAUCCCCUUCCGGGUGGAUCGGUCAGUGAGUAUGAUUGAGGGCUGCCGCGGCGAGGGCAAGGCGGUCUCGUCACGCUACAAGACGGAGCUUUGCCGGACCUUUGAGGAGAGUGGCACCUGCAAGUACGCGGCCAAGUGCCAGUUUGCUCACGGCCCUGUGGAGUUGCGGGGGCUCAGCCGCCACCCCAAAUACAAGACAGAGCCCUGCCGUACUUUCCACACCUCAGGCAUCUGCCCCUAUGGUGCUCGCUGCCACUUCAUCCACAAUGCUGAGGAACGGCGCCAGCUGGCGCGCAACCCCCAACCCUUCUGCCACAGCGGCGGCUCUGGAGGCUACGCUGCUGCGGAUCCCCAGCCUUCUCUGUCUCCCCCACUGCCAGCCCCUCAUGGCCUGUGCCUCCCACAAACCUUCUAUCCCUGCAACGCCCAGAGCCAGCCCCCCCUUGGCAUCCCUCUUUCCGCCGUCGGCUCCAGCAAGACUGCACUGGGCUCUCCGCCGGGCCCCUUUGCCUUCCCAAACCUCUUAACGCUGCAGAAGAGCCUCUCUGCCGAUUCCCUGUCUGAUCAGGAAGACUCAGGGAGUGCCGGAGGAAGCAGCGGUUCCGAAUCCCCAGGCCUGGGCCCACUGGGCCGCCGACUCCCCAUCUUCAGCCAGCUCUCCAUCUCUGAUGACUGAAGGGGCGUUCUGAGUUGGGGGAAGUGGAAGCAGCAAAGGCUGGAGGCAAGGUGCUGGCUUUUCCCCCUCAAGAGCCGAAGGCAACUGGGAAUGACUGCUCAUGGUGUGUGUACAUUUGCCCCACUUUCUGCCUCUGCUAAACAGGUUCUGUAUGUUUUCCUAUCACUUCAGAAACCUGUGCAAUCUCUUUGGCCGGAGGCACCAGUGAGACGGAAGGUCUCUGCUCCACUCCAUGGAACGCAAAGUCUCUCUCAAACCUCUUCCAACUCUUUUAAAAUUGUUUGUCCUCUUUGGAUACCCUGAGUCUUUUAGGGGUGUUGUUUAUAUGCUGUCAAUUAUUUGAUUUGUGUUUAUUUUUAACAAAUGGAUGUUUCUCAAGCGAUGGAUUGUGAUGAACCACUUCCGUGCUGAUGGCAUUUUGUCAGCUUGAGGGAGGAAUCAAGAUGUUCCUGUGCCGAAUGGUACCUGCCAUUUCAUGCAUGUAAUUGCUAGAAAAGUUGGCUGCCCACAUUGUCCUGCAGGCUGCUGUGUAAGUCUUUUGGGUGUGGGGGAGUGUCUGGUCCAUGUCACUGGAGACCAUGCUGGAACACAAUGCAGGUGGUUGUUUCCAGUGGCGGCUGGUGGCUUCAUGUCAGUGGGGCAAUGGAAUCUGCUCUGGGUUUUAGUCUGAACUUUCGAGGAGCUGUCCAAGUGCAGCACCUUGGAUAGUUCCUUGAAAGUUCAGACUAAAACCCAGAGCAGAUUCUACUGCCCCACUGACAUGGAGUCAACAGCCACCACUGGUUGCUUCACUCUCCUGGCUCUUCUUCCCCCAUCCAAUAGGCAGCUAUCCUGCUUUUUGUGUCUGAAGAUGGCUGCAGCGCUCCCUGGAUCAGGAGCAGUAAUAGGGCCAGAGUUUUCAUGUGCCAUUUAGAAGUGAGGGAGGCUGAUGUUUUCAGCUGGGCUCUUACAUAUAGGCUUAAGGUAGUCUUCCCCAACCUGCUGCCCUCCACAUUUUUUGGACUACAACUCCUGUCAGCUGUGCUAUCUGGGUGCCGUAGUCCUAAACAUUUGAAGGCCUUUGGGGAAAGCUGGCUUUAAGGGCUUGCUUGGCAAAUAAAAUUUCUAAAAUGCAAGGCUUGAACUAUUGUGACCCAUCUGUAUCCAUCACCACCCCGAAUGCACACAAUUGAACUUCAGUGUCCUAACAUUAAACCGUUUGUGUGGAGGGGUAUGUGAAAAAUCUGUAGCCCUUUAUCCUUGUCUUUUCAAAGCUGCAACAUCAUAUGAAUUUUUGAGGGGUGCUGUUUAAGAGCAUUGAGCAAAGGAACUGCUUUGGACGUGACCUAGUAUGAUUUCAGUGGAGAGCCUCCUGUAGAGUGCAAAGCUUUCACCCUGGAGAAAGACCUUAACUCUUUGCAAAUGCAGGCAGGCAAGCUAGAAAGUGAAACUGACAAAAAGAGAAACUGACGAAUUCUGUGAUUUCUUUUUUCUUCUUUAAGGAAGGGGGGAGGAAGUAGAAAACUGACCAGAGGUCAAAAUCAUUUUUAUAAUUUUUUAAAGAGCGUGACGGGGUGGAAUGGAAACUGUUCUAAUGAAGUGUUGCAUUUGGGCACUCGAUAUCGGAAAGAAUGUGCAUACACUGUUUUGACAGGCUAUUUUUGAAUGUCUGGGGAAACCUUUGGACCGUUGACGGUGGCUUCCAGUCUGAGUCAGGAGUGGGAGAAAGAGAUUGUAUCCACUGUGGGUUGUAUUUGCUCAGGCCAAACACUCAAGUGCUUCUUAAUUUUUUAUUUUAUUUUUUGCAGAAGGUGGGAUGGGUGAGUACAAGGGUGCAUGGUGCUGUGUGGUGGCAGCUGCUGCCAGAAUCUGCUGGAAGCCACUGCCCACAUGGAACAGGCAGGGGGGGGGUAAGCCUGAGCUGCUUGUGAAUUGGCGGCUUCAGAGCAGCCUUUGCCAACCUGGUGCCCUCCAGGUGGCUGGGGCUGCUGGAGCUGUAGUCCAAAACGCCUGGAGGGCGCCAGGUUGGCAAAGGCUGCUCUUCAGCAUGCCACAAGAGGUGAAAGGAGAAUACAUCUUGUGUGGUACAGGGAUGGAUGAAUCCGGAGCCGCUUGGGUCACAGCUGUGUGUGUGUGUGUGUGUGUGUGUGUGUUUAAAUGAAGGUGACAUGUGUAGCCCUCCACUUGCAUCUUGCUAUGGCAAGCGUGUGACUUGCUCUGAAACGCACACACAUACUUCAGAUGUGCUCAUCAGGCCUGCUGCCAGUUCUCAUAAGUGUUAAUACACAGAACUGGAAGACACUACCUGGAGAUGUGACAGUAGUCCUCCGGAGACUCAAAAGUGGAUUGAGCGGGUUCCCUUGCCGCCGGCAUCCCUCAUCAAAGCAGCUUUUGUUGGGCUUUGCAGGAGGACCCUGCAAAAACACGUUUGCCCCUGGUGAGGGAGGGGUGAGAUCCAAAACUGCCUUGGAGUCUCUUUGUGGGUGGAGGGAGCUACUGUUUGUCUCCCGCAUUAAUCACUCUCAUCUCCUUAUUUCACAGCCUCUCUUGAUAAAUAAUUGCCAGACCCACCGGUGUCCCUAAACAGCCUCUUUUAUGAGAAAAUGCUGGGGCUGGACUAUCAUCCAGGUUCUCCAGGGUUUUUUUAAGAGAUUCUCUCCUUUUUUUUUUUUUUUUUAAGAAAGUGUGAUUUCUUUUUCAGGGACUCUUUUUCUUUUAAAAUUAUAACUGGCAGCGUUUGCAGUUUAAGAUAAUGUAGCACACAAUUGGAGGAAGAGAAGGGUUUUCCUUUAAUAUGAAUGGGGGUUGCCAGAUUUGGGGGGAGGGUGUUAAAAAGAAUAACCCCUCUUAUACCCUGCUAAAAUAUUUGUGUAUAAGAAUGCAUACAACACAGUCCUUAAUCUAGCACUGGUUUUUCAGCUCUGGAUUUUCCCAGGAACUUUUGAUGUGGUGAGCAUAGGGAUAUAACAAGUAAUCUUGGAUCAUUGGAGAUUCACCCAUUAAGGAAUACCUACACAACUAUUGCACCUUGUACUGUGUAAGGAGUGUAGUUCCCUACCAAUACAUAUUACCUGUGUCUUCAGAAAGUGGAUGUUGGGGCGCGCAGCCGGGCAAGGCCCCUAGAAUUUAUCUGUGUGCCUAUAAACAUACUUGAUUGUGUGAACUCCUCUAAGUAACCAAGUCCCACAAUGUGAAAAGCAGGAAAUCCUGGAUGAAGCUGUAUGAAUAUUAUAUUGUUUAAGGUAACUCUGCAAAUUUUCAGCCUUAAUUCUUAAUAUAUUGUAAGCUAUUUAUUGUAUCCUUUUUUAAAAAAGAACAUUAUUUCUGAUAUUUGGAACCAAAUAUUUUUCUUUUAAUAGAAGUGUAUAUACAGUUCUUAGUUUAUUAGCUAACUUUAAAAUUUGAAAAGCCAAUAUCUGCCUUAAUUUAGUGUGGGAGAUAAUAUUCUGUAUUAACUUAUUGCUGAUUUUGUCUUUAUUUAUAGGUCUCUCUUUUUGUUAAUGGGUUUCAAAGCUAAUCAGUAUGAGUUUUAAAUGAAUGUGUCUGUAUUUCAACUUGACCCAGCUAUAGUAAAG
This is a messenger RNA of Rhineura floridana, 4642 nucleotides long. RefSeq names its product mRNA decay activator protein ZFP36L1-like. Gene Ontology annotation, molecular function: mRNA binding; metal ion binding. NCBI's taxonomy places the organism in Eukaryota, Metazoa, Chordata, Lepidosauria, Squamata, Rhineuridae. The transcript is spliced from 2 exons. The coding region runs from base 123 to 1088 and encodes 321 amino acids. The record is from RefSeq and is a predicted model, not a curated record.